Caretta caretta (loggerhead turtle) is the source of this 1705-nucleotide messenger RNA. It is a transcript of the gene FAM162B, whose product is annotated as family with sequence similarity 162 member B. Lineage: Eukaryota; Metazoa; Chordata; Testudines; Cheloniidae. The record is from RefSeq and is a predicted model, not a curated record.
CAAGUGCCUGGGAGCCUGGUGAAGUUCGCUGGGCUGGAGGGAGGAGGCAGAUCCCGAGGGGGCUGCAGCCCUGAGCUGGGCUAGCGAGCGGUGUGGGGGCAGAGGCUGGGAAGAGCUGCUGGCGCUCGCCGGCCCGGAGGAGGGGGCGGGCGCAGGGAGGCUGCGAGGGGCUGGAGCUGGUACCGGUUGCUCUGGGGACGGCAGGGGUGCGGGGUCCCCUCUUCGCUUUGCCUGCCCUGCCUCAGCCGCCUCGCAGGGAGGCGGCGGCAGCCAAGCAGCGGGGUCCUCGCUAUGCUGGCGGCAGCUAGGAGCCGGGUCUGCCUGGGCCGGCUCCUGGCCGAAGGGCAGCUGCACGCCCCCCUGCUCCGGCCGGCAGCCCGUGGGAUCGCGGCCACUGCAGCUUCCUCCAGCAGCGCCCACAACCGCAGCCCGGGGGCCAUCAGCUCGGCCGAGAAGAUGUACAAAGUACCAGGUAGUUACAAACCUUCCAACUUUGACAAAAAAAUCCUCAUGUGGACAGGACGCUUCAAGACUGAAGAAGAGAUUCCCUCAAGGAUCCCGCCAGAAAUGCUGGACAUUGCAAGAAACAAAGCUCGAGUAAAAGCCUGUUAUCUAAUGAUUGGACUCACAAUUAUCGCUUGCUUUGCUGUGAUUGCAUCAGCUAGAAGGGCUGAACACCAUGAGUCCCUAACAAGCUGGAACCUAGCAAAGAAAGCCAAGUGGCGUGAAGAGGCUGCAAUAUCAGCAGAAUCUAAGACUAAAUAAUAUUUCUAUUAAAAACUGUGGAUUUGCUAGUAGGAGCAAACACUACAAAAAACAUUACUUGGCAUAAUUAGUGACGGUCUAACUAGUUAGCAGACUGCUAUGUUAAAACAUCAACACAUUGGAGCCCAACAAUGUUGCACUCAAAAAAAUGUUGGGAGGGAAGGGAAUAGGGUGUCUUUUUCUAUGUUACACAGAGAUAUUUUCAGUCCUUGCAGCAGAUGACCAAGGUCAGUUCAAAUCUUUAGAAAGUUCUAAUAAUUCCAGUUUCAAGAGGCUUUAUUUUUUUUGCCUCAAUUUGAUAAAAAUAUGUAACUGUCCACAAAGACAACAUACAUCACCAACCCUGACCUGAAAUCUCUUCCUGCUAGAUCUUGAUUCUGGACAUUUUUCUAUAGACAUAAAAUUAAAGCAUACUAAAAAAAUUAUGCAAGCCACAAGUCAUUUAAAUACUAGGGAAGCCAGUGACUACGUAGUUGGAAAAAUGAAUAGCAUCACUACAGUAUCUCUGUUGAAUCUCGUUUACUAGACCAGGCUGAACUGACACAGUUUACUCACUCAACGUUGUACCUGUGUUAGUACCAGAUAUUAGAGAGACAGGGUCGGAGAGGUAAUCUCUUUCAUUGGACCAACCUCAAAAGCUUGUCUCUCUCACCAACAGAAGUUGGUCCAAUAAAAUAUAUUACCUAACCCACCUUGUCUCACUAAAGUUUACUUAGUUAUUUUGCAAACUCAAACACAAUAGGCAGCAUUUUAGUCUCUACAGACUUCUCCUCUGAAAACUCUUGGGAACUCCCAUUAAAUUAAUUUUACAAAUGAAGAAAGGAUGGUGAUGGUCAGAGGCAUGUGAUGCUUAAGGAGGAGAUAUUUUAAAGGCUAGUUUUAAAAGUCACUUCAUGCAAUAUUUUGUUUAACCCCUCUCCAAAAGCUGAUUUUUCUAGCA